Messenger RNA from Pseudocercospora fijiensis CIRAD86, 1146 nucleotides. RefSeq lists its product as uncharacterized. Bases 161 to 901 code for a protein of 246 amino acids. NCBI's taxonomy places the organism in Eukaryota, Fungi, Ascomycota, Dothideomycetes, Mycosphaerellales, Mycosphaerellaceae. The transcript is spliced from 3 exons. The record is from RefSeq and is a predicted model, not a curated record.
GAUCUAGUCUUCGGCACUCUCUGUUGAAGAUCUGAGCUCGAUUCUUUUCAUUCUUCAACUUCAUAAUCGCACUCGCGACCAGGACGAUCACGACCACUCCAAUCCGCGUCUCCUUCGCGCUGGACGCCGCGCUGGCACGAAGCCUCGAAUUGGCGCCACGAUGUUCGGAAUAACUUCAGUGUUCACAAUCGCGAUAGUAGCGCUAUCAGGCCUAGCAAGAGCACAUACCGUAAUCACAUAUCCGGGAUGGAGAGGGAAUAACCUGCACACGAAUGGCACAGCGCCGCAAUUCAAUCCUGCGACAAUUGGAAUUGAUCACAACGAUAAUGGCACUUGGGGCUAUCCAUUCGGCAUGCAGUGGAUGUAUCCUUGCGGAGGCAUGGGACUGACAACCAACCGAACUCGCUGGCCUGUCGGAGGUGGAGCUUUAUCAGUACAGCCCGGAUGGUUCCCAGGACAUUCAAAGGCAUUCUUCUAUGUCAACAUUGGUAUUCAAGAGGAAGGACAGAUGGCGCCGCCCAACUACUCGCACCCAGUCGUGCCGCCAUUUGAAGUGACAGGACCAAGCAACAGCCAGUAUCCAGGACAAUUCUGUUUGCCUCAAGUGCGCAUGCCGGCCAACGUAUCCUUAUCGCCUGGCCAGAACAUCACGAUUCAAGUGAUCGAAACAGCGCAGCACGGAGCCGCUCUAUACAGUUGUGUGGACGUGACUCUGGAAGAAAACGGAAGCCCACAAGUCGAAGAAGUCACGCCACAAAACUGCUACAACUCCUCAAAUCUCGGCUUCCAGCAAGUCUUCACGACGGAAGCGCUUACCGCAGGAGCAUCCUCCUUAGCAGCACCAUCAACGGUCCUCGCAUUGACAGUCAUGGUCGCAACGGCUCUUUUCACCCUAUCAUAGACCUCAGAACCGAAAAAUUUCACGACGCAGACGACCAUCGAUUCCAGAAUUCUUUGUGCAUAUUACGGCGAGACUUUGUGAGAACUAGAGGCAGGCAGGAAUUUCUCCACCAGAUGAUAUCCAAGGGGAAGGCGGGCAAUUACAAUUUACCGGCGUUUAUUGUGAAGUUAAUGUGUAAAAGCGCUGCUUUGGAAGCGCUUCACAUUGCCGGCUUGGCAGCAUGAACAUGAGAAAUGGAGAGUCAC